Molecule: messenger RNA, 8987 nt
Organism: Musca domestica (house fly)
Lineage: Eukaryota; Metazoa; Arthropoda; Insecta; Diptera; Muscidae
Product: carboxypeptidase D-like
Exons: 11
Coding region: 1304-5701 (1465 amino acids)
Biological process (GO): proteolysis
Molecular function (GO): zinc ion binding; carbohydrate binding; metallocarboxypeptidase activity
Source: RefSeq, a predicted model, not a curated record
AGCUGUUAAUAAAAGUUAUGGAAUACAGACUUACUAAGCAUGUCGGGCUGGCUGUCAACCUAAAACGAAUCGACCAACCAACCAGCCAAUGUUAUGAACAAAAAUCCCACCGUUAAAUGGCUCUGAUGUUGUAUUCCCAUUCAUCAGUCAGUUAUUUGUACUUAGGCCUGAGAGUAGUAGCAGCAAGUUAACGCGGAUACGGAUAGGCAGCUAGUUUGAAACAAAAAACUUAAAUUUAGCAGCGGCUAAAAUCAAUAGCUCGGGCAGCAGCAGUAGCAGCUCACCACAAGCUCUAAAUAAAACACAGGUCAAUGUGUGAAGCGAACAGAAAAAACUUUGCUAUUCUAGACGUGUAGAGCGUGAUUAACAACCGAGCAAGUGAAAUCGAACGAAGAAGAAGAACAUUAAGGAAAAAGUAGAAAAAAAAUAAAACUCCUUCGAAAUAAAAGUUAAUCUAAAAUCCCACUCGUGUCUAUUAAAUUAACAUAAAAUUGUUAAUUUGGUUGUUUGUUAACUCAUGCCAAAGUGAAACAUUUGUAGCAUAAUCAACAGCUAAGAAUUCCACAAUUCCAAACACAUCCGUAUAUCUAUCUACCUAUCUAUCCAACAAAAAGACUUCCGUAAGGUUAACAGACAAACAAAAAAAAAAAGAAAAUAAUAAAAGACUUGCGUUUUAAGUAUACCAAAGAUUUAUUUAUUUUAAAUGUAAACGUUGUUCCGUUAAAAAAAUAACUUCGUCUUUAAAAAAAAUAAAAGAAAUACAAAACUUGCAGAGAAAGUGUAUCCAUUAAAUUCCUGGAAAUUCUAUAAGAAAUUAAUCAGAAAUUUACAACAAUAACAACAGCAAGUAUCUAUACAAUUUGCCACCCACGCACACAUUCGUUAAGGAUUAAGGAAGCGAGAAGAUAAACGUCAGCGACGACAUAGAAAAAUAAAGCAACAAUUUUUGCUUAAAACCCGCCACUACCCCCAUCACAAAAUUAAAUAGAGAGGGUGUUUAUGCCACCCAAAUAAAGCCCUCUAUUGUGAAUUGCCUUCUAACGGCGAUAAGAAAUAUUAAUAACUCACAACAAACACAGCAACAACAACAAGAUUAGUAGACGACGUAAACCCCAGUUGAAACACGUCAAACCAACCCACACAAAUAUCACACAAGUGUAACAGCUGUUACUCUCCCCCAUAUACGCACUUUCUCUCAAUCGUGCUCUCUCGCGCUCCCCCACACUAGAGGGUUUUUGCAAUACUUGGCAAAAAGGAAAACGAAAAAAGUAGAAGAAGAAGCAGCACUCCACAAAGCCACACAAUGUUGACAUUCAAUUCAACGAGACACCUACAUUCGGCGUCAUCCACGACGACGACGUCUCGUCGUCGUCAUCAUCAUCAUCUUCGUUAUUCAUUUGCAUUAUGCUGUUUUCUUGUUGUUGUGAUUAUUGGCAUACCAAGUUUAUGUCAAGGUUAUAUUAUUAAAGAAGAUGAAAGUUUUCUCCAGCAACCCUACUAUGCCUCACAGGGUGAUAUUGAGGAUCUAUUUGCCCGUUUGGCCAAGCAAUUUCCGGAAAAUGCCCAGGUCGAAACAAUUGGUCGCAGUUUGGAGGGAAGAUCUUUGGUAUUGCUACGCAUUGGCCGGAAUAUGCGUCAACGUAAUCUGCUGACACCCAUGGUCAAAUACAUUGGCAAUAUGCAUGGUGACGAAACAAUUGGCCGCCAGAUGUUGGUCUAUUUGGCACAGUAUCUGCUGUAUAACUAUCAAACGAAUUUCGAUGUUGCCGAAUUGGUGAACACAACGGAUAUUUAUUUGAUGCCAACCAUGAAUCCGGAUGGUUUUGAAAGGUCACAGGAAGGUAAUUGUGAAUCUUUGCCCCAUUAUAUUGGUCGCACCAAUGCCGCUGGUGUUGAUUUAAAUCGUGAUUUUCCUGAUCGCUUGGAUUCCCAACAACAAAUACAACAAAAAUCGCUGAAUCGCCAACCGGAAACUGCAGCCAUCAUUGAAUGGGUAUUGAAUAAACCAUUUGUUUUGUCGGCCAAUUUCCAUGGCGGUGCUGUGGUAGCCAGCUAUCCAUACGACAAUUCAUUGGCCCAUCAUGAAUGCUGCGAAGAUAGUUUGACCCCCGAUGACCGGGUCUUCAAGCUAAUGGCCCACACCUAUGCCAACAAUCAUCCGAUUAUGCGCAAGGGUAAUAAUUGCAAUGACACGUUUACGGAUGGCGUUACCAAUGGUGCCCAUUGGUAUGAGUUGAACGGUGGCAUGCAAGAUUUCAACUAUGCCUUUAGCAAUUGUUUCGAACUAACCAUUGAGCUGUCCUGCUGCAAAUAUCCACCCGCCAAGACGUUGCCCGGCGAAUGGCAGCGCAACAAACAAAGUCUGUUGCAACUCCUCAAAUUGGCCCAUAUCGGAGUGAAAGGUGUGGUUAAAGAUGUCAACGGUUAUCCCAUACAUGAUGCAACAAUUGUGGUUUCCGGUUUGGAGGAGAAGCCCAUACGUACGACACGGCGCGGCGAAUACUGGCGUCUGUUGACACCAGGAAUCUAUAACAUCCAAGCAUUGGCUUUCGGCUACCAGGCCAGUGCACCGCAACAGAUUCAUGUAACGAACGACAAAAAUGUGGCUCAACGUUUGGACUUUACCUUGUCGCCGAUUGAGACCAACUAUGAUGGUGAUUUUCGCAAGCUGAAAGUUAUUCGUGCCGAUAAUGCGGAAAAUAUUGAGAAAAAUGGCGGCUUUUUAACGCCAACCAAAUUUGAACAUCAUAAUUUUACUGCCAUGGAAAAAUUCCUACGUGACAUAGCCGAUUCAUAUCCGUCCAUAACAAGACUGUAUUCCAUUGGUAAAUCCGUCCAAAAUCGUGAUCUAUGGGUUAUGGAAAUUUUCGCCACUCCGGGACAACAUGUGCCCGGAGUACCAGAAUUCAAAUAUGUUGCCAAUAUGCAUGGCAAUGAAGUGGUGGGCAAAGAAAUGUUGCUCCUGCUCACGAAAUACAUUUGCGAACGUUACAAUUUCGAUAAUCGCAUAACAAAAAUGGUCAACACGACUCGCAUGCAUUUCCUGUACUCCAUGAACCCCGAUGGCUAUGAGAUGUCCAAAGAAGGUGAUAAAUCAAGUGCUUUGGGUCGUGCCAAUGCCCAUAAUGUGGAUUUAAAUCGUAAUUUCCCCGAUCAAUAUGGUACGGAUAAAUAUAAUAAGGUGACGGAACCCGAAGUGGCCGCUGUAAUGAAUUGGACCUUGUCCAUUCCCUUUGUGUUGUCGGCCAAUUUGCAUGGUGGCUCCUUGGUGGCCAAUUAUCCAUUUGAUGACAAUGAAAAUGAUUUCAAUGAUCCCAUGACAAGGUUGCGCAUGGCCAAUGGGGCCCAUAAACUGAAUCCCACAGAGGAUAAUGCCUUGUUCCAACAUUUGGCCAAAUUGUAUGCCGAUGCCCAUCCCACAAUGCAUUUGGGCAACCCUUGUCCGCUCUUCAAGAAUGAGCAUUUCCCUGGCGGCAUUACAAAUGGCGCCCAAUGGUACAGUGUCACGGGUGGCAUGCAGGAUUGGAAUUACAUUAAGGCUGGAGUUAUGGAAUUGACAUUGGAAUUGGGUUGUGAUAAAUUCCCCAUGGCCGAGGAAUUGCCAAAAUUCUGGCAUGAUAAUCGAGAACCUUUGCUGCUGUUCAUCGAGCAGAUACACAAUGGCAUACGGGGCUCCAUAAGGAGUUCAAUUGGUCACCCUGUGGCAGGGGCUGCCAUAAUGUUGGAUGAUGCCAAGCAUGCCACCUACAGUGGUGUGUAUGGAGAUUAUGUGAAAUUGGCGUUGCCAGGGGUACACAAUGUUACCAUAUUGGCGGAUGGCUUCUCACCCCAACGUGAGUUGGUGGAGGUGCCGGCCAAGGGCCAAAUCCAUUUAGACAUAACCCUAAUGCGUGACGAUCCCCAACACUGGGCCUCGGCCAAUGAUUAUCGCAUCAUUGAGAAUGUCGUCCACACUCGUUAUCAUUCUAAUGCCGAACUGAGAGCCACCUUGGCCGAAUUUGAGGCACGCAAUGGCCAAAUAGCCACCUUUGGUUAUGCUGAAUCGGAAUUUGGUUUCUAUUAUAAUUCCAUAAAGCUAACAGCUGAUAUCGGUGCUCCCGAAGAAAGUAAAUACAAAAUUCUUAUAAUGAGUUCCUUUUUCGAUUCGGCCUCACCGCUGGGUCGUGAAAUUUCGAUGAAUUUAAUUCGUCACGUCAUUGAGGGCUAUAAAUUGCGAGAACCCUUGAUUUUGAAGCUGUUGCAGACAAGUGUUUUAUAUUUCCUGCCCAUAACGGAAAAUUUCGAUGCCGUCUUUAAGCUAUACAAUAAUAACAAUACCAUUUGUGAUCCUGUCAUUGGCAAUGAGUUGGGAGAACGCAUUUUAAGUCCGGAAUCGGAAAAGAGAAGAGAUUUGCUGUUGACAUUUUUGGAAAAUCAAAGAUUUGAUUUAAUGCUCACCUUCAGUACAGGCUCCUCCGAGUUGUAUUAUCCCAAGGGCGAACAAAUCUAUGAGAAAUUUGCUCACAAUAUUGAAAAUACCGAAUUCAAUUAUUCUCCCCUACAAUGUGCCGCCACAUCGACCCAUACCCUGCGCCAUGACAUUACCGAACGCCUGACGAAUUUAUUCUAUAAAAUGUAUAAUAUACCCAUGUUCACACUAGGCCUGUCAUGCUGUAGUAUGCCCGUGCAGAAGGACAUCACUUCGGUGUGGCGUAAAAAUAUUGAAAAGCUAAAGAAUUUCUUGCAUUUGGUCGAUACGGGAGCGGCAGGUUUUGUACACAAUCGCGAGGAUCAGCCGCUGAGGGAGGCCUUUAUACGGAUAAUUGAACAUCAGCCGGUGUAUAAUGUUAGUCGAAAUGCAGCCCACUUCCAGUUGAUAUUGCCCGAGGGUCUCUAUGCCCUGGAAGUGAGUGCUCCCAACUAUGAAUCGCAAGUGGUUAAGGCCGAGGUGAAACAUGGAAAAAUUAACAAUUUGGGUAUCAUAAAACUAAAUCCCUACACCCUGAUUAUGGGUCACAGUGAAAUCCAGCCAUUGGGUAGAUUGGGAAAUGAUUUGGACACAACAAUGAUAUCAGGUUUUGUGCUGGACAUGUCCAAUCAUCCCAUAAAACAUGCCAAGGUAUCGGUGAUCAAACCGAUUGUGAAAUAUUUUGUAAAGAAUUUCACCGACAGCAUGGGUAGUUAUAUUUUGAAAAAUGUUCCCUUGGGAGAGAUAACCCUGAAGGUGGAGGCGCCACGUUAUAUGGAAACGGUGCGCCUGGUUAAUGUCAUCUCUGCGAAUAAAGAGGUGAAAAAUGUGGUCUUCCGUUUGACUCGCAACGAACAUGUCAUGGGUAUGCCAAGAUUUGUGUUUAUCCUGCUGGCCAGUUUGGUGAUUAUUACGGCUGUGGUUAUGUGCAUUCUUUGCACCCAGUGUUUAUUGGCCCGACGCCGACGUACCGAUAAGCCUUAUUACAAUUUCUCUCUACUGCCACAAAAGGGUAAAGAACUUUUCGAAGACGAUGGCGAUGAUGGGGAAACGGAGCUGUUUAGAUCACCCAUUAAGAAGGGCAUGACCAUUAAACCCUAUUUUGAUGAUGACGAUGAUGACACAAAACGUAUCAUCCAUUCCGAUGAUGAUGAGGAGGAGGAGGAUAUCCAUUCGGGUAUUGGCAUAGAUCCCGAUGACAGUGGCGAAGAAAUUGUUAUGCUGGACAAGGCUCUCAAUCAUCGGCAUCAUUAGCCGCCACAAAAUUGAUAACCGAACUGUGAUUUUGGUAUGCUAAAAGGUAUUCAACAUUUUUGAUUAGGAAAAUAGGGAAGAAGUGGCGAAUGGAAAGCAGAGGAGUGUAGAUUUUAAAUUGAAAUAGUGCCUGGCUAUGAGGAAAUGUCAUUAUCGGAGAACAUCUAUAACAUUUUUACUUAAAAAAGGUAUUGAGACCCAUGUAAACCUAGCCUUAGGGAUUAGCAAGGUUAUUGUGAAUAAUAUUUUUAUCGAUAAUAUCGAUUAUGGCAGGAAUGUAAUCAAAUUAGACUAUUGUGAUUGAAACCAAAGCAUACAUUGUUGUUGAUGUUAUUACGCUAUUAAUUCACAAUUGCUUGCAUUUUGGAAUGGUAGAAGAAUACAGGUAGUCGCAUCGACACAGUUUCUGGGACAAUUAACUGUCAAACCAAUUUUCGAAUUGAAAAUUUUCAAUAAAAAAUUAUUGAAAUUUGUAAAAUCUUUUAAAAAAUGAAUAUAAUAAUAACCUACGAUUGGCUUCGUAUAAGAAAAAUAUAAAAAUCUAACUAUUUUUUGACAAAAAAAUUUUAAAAAUUUACAUAGCAAUGUUCCCAAGCUUUGCUGCAUCUGCCUAUAAUCUUUAUCAUGAUUACUACUUAAAAAAUUCCAUUGAGGCCCAUGUAAAUCUAGCCUUAGGCAUUGGUAAAGUUAUUGUGAAUUAUAUUUUUAUCGAUAAUAUCGAUCAUGACAGUUAUGGAAGCAAAGCGAAAUAUUGUGAUUGAAAUGCCCUUUAGUGACUGAAAGGAUCUCAUUGUUGAUGUUUUUACUCUAUUAAUUCACAAUGGCAUGACUUAUUAGAUGUAAUAAGGUUUUCUCUCAUACCAGGGCCCAACUUUAAGGUCACCCUUCCAAGCCAGCUGACUACCAAAUUUAAUGUCAAAAGUACAUUAUUGUGAUUGACAUCGUAAACAAAUAGACAACAAAAUGUCAAAAUAAAUUUUGACAUUACACCUGGGCAAAUGUGAAAUGAAAACUUUUAAAAGGGAAAGAAAUGUCAAAUGAAAAAAUAAGGAUAAAAACAGCCAUGAGGCUAUGUCUUCCAAUUAUUGGUUUUGAAAAUAUUUUGUUCUUCUUUUUUCACAACAAUAAAUUCAUACACAAAAUUGGCAGAAGUCGGGCACACUUAGAAAAAAACUGUAAUCAGCUGGUAGCUCUACCUUACCUUUUUACUGUACCAUACCCCCAUCUUUCUAUGGAGGGUAUAUUAGCUUUGUCAUUCCGUUUGUAAGUCCUCGAAAUAUUCAUGAUAGACCCCACAAAAUAUAUAUAUUCUGGAUCAACGUAAAAUUCAAGAUGAUUAAGCGAUGCUCGUCUGUGUGUCUGCCUGUCCGUAUGUCUGUAGUAAUCACGCUAUCUUUCGAACAAAUUGAGAUAGAAGACUCAAAUUUUGCACACAUGUGUAUUUUGCCCGUAGACAGGCUAUGUUCAUAAAUGGGCCAUGUCAGCCCACAUCUUCAUAUAGCCCCCCAUAUAACGUUACCUCCAAAUAUUCGGUAUUUUGAUGUAUUUAGUGACAUUAUUCGCCGGAAUUGUUUCAAAUUUCGUAUUCGAAGUUUGUAAUGUGUUCUUCAGCCUAUUCUUAAAACUUUCGUAUGCAGGUUCACGUUUUCGUAUAGCCCACAUAUAACGUUACCUGCCAAUAUUCGGUAUUUUGAUGAUUUUAGCGACAUUAUUCGCCGGAAUUGUUUUAAAUUUCGUAUUCGAUGUUUGUAAUGGGUACUACAGCCUAUGCUUAAAAAUUUUGUAUGCAAGUCCAAGUCUUCGUAUAGCCCCCAUAUAAAGGUACCUCCCGAUAUUCGGUAUUUUGAUGAUUUUAGUGACAUUAUUCCCUGGAAUUGUUUCAAAUUUCGUAUUCGAAGUUUGUAAUGGGCAGUACACGUCUUCGUAUAGCUCCCCUUAUAAAGGUCAUCAUUGAAACGGUAUAUUUCGGAAUUUUUUGAAAAUUUUCAAGUUCCUUUCAAAUUGUGUAGGUAUUAGAAAUUCGGCCCGGCCAAACAGCCGCUUUUUUACUUGUUCUAUUUUUUAUAAUUUUUUAGAACAAAAAAUCCAGCCCAUGGCAAAUUUAAGAAGGUAAAGACAUUUCAACCAAUAAUAUCCAUCUCUGCAUUUUUUGUAAUUUUCCUCGUCAAAAUUUCACUGAAUAGAAAAAAGGUUUCCAUCUCUGAUUUGUGUAUACACAAUGGAUUUAUAAAUAUUCAUUUUGACAAUGAGAUGUUGUCAACAAAAAAAUUGCAAACAUAUGAUUAGAAGGUACAGUCAUACCUUCUUUAUUCUACCAUGAAUUUAACAUUCACAAUAAACUUAAUGCAUUUUUUCCAUAGCCAAAAUUAUUGUGAUUGUAUCAUAAUUAACGCGCAUAAAAUUUUUCCCGAAAAUUGUAUUUUCCAUCCAUCGUCCGAAAAAAAUCUCUUCUACCAAAAAUAAGAUUAUGUCAAAAGGGCUUUUCCGGACCUGCAAGAAUGUUAAAAUUUUUGCUUCGAUAACCGAUUUUCCCUUUAUGAUAUCGAAAAAAAUCCAAAACUGGUGGAAUCUUGCAGUUUCUGGAACAGAGAAAAAAUUGUCCCUUAUUUUCGAACACAACAAAUGUUGAAUACCUCAAAAAAAUGUUAUUCGGCCCAGUCGAAUAUUACAAAAAAAAAAAACACACACAUACACACGUAUUUCUGUAUCAUUUAUUUUUAAGAAAAUAAUAUUCCAUUAAUUAACCACAAAAAAUUGCAACAUUUACACAUAAAACAAAUUAUUUCAAAGUUAAGCCAAAAUAAUAAUGAUUUUGUAAAAUAUUUUUUAAUAAUAUUUAAAAUUAUUUAAAAAAAGGAAAUUUUAUGAUCAACUUUGAUGUCGAGAAAGGACAAGUUUUAUGUUUGUGUAUAAAAACAUUUAUUUGUUUUUAUGCCUAAGACAUCGGUAUCUUCCAAGUAUCCUCCCAAAACAGCUCGAAUCUCUUUGUAGAUAAACAAAACAUUUUGUAAUAUUUAAAACAUUCCUUAUUAAAAGAGUUGUUAUUUUUUCUACAGAAAUUGUAUCUCUUUUAUUACAAAACAAUUUCCUUAAUACUUCUUGCUCAAUUUAAUUUUAUACAAACUCUAUAUAAUCUUACAUAAAUAUAUAAACAUAUAAUAUACAUCUAUAUAUAUAAUAUUUUAUUUACACAAUAUCAUCAUCACACAUGAUAAACGAAAAGCUUUAGCUGUAUUUUAAAUUUUUAAGAAAUGAAAUGACGAAAGAAAAAAAACAAAUUAAUACU